Messenger RNA from Tripterygium wilfordii, 1935 nucleotides. RefSeq lists its product as uncharacterized. The record is from RefSeq and is a predicted model, not a curated record. The transcript is spliced from 6 exons. Lineage: Eukaryota; Viridiplantae; Streptophyta; Magnoliopsida; Celastrales; Celastraceae. The coding region runs from base 666 to 1580 and encodes 304 amino acids.
GUAAGUGAUAAAAGGUUACGGGGGCACACUAUAGUCGUAACGGGAAUUAUUAUGGAUGGGGCUUGACGGUUCAAGGAGGAGUAAUAGGAACCGUUUGAUUGUCGAUUAACGGCCUACAAGUGCUCGGUGUUGGACGGCUAAGGGCUACGGAGGGUGCAAUGGAGUAUAAAGUCUGGUAUCAAAUGGGGAGAGAGCAUUUCGUUUCAGAAGAAGACGACGAAGCUUGCAGUCUUAUGAUUGCUUCAUUCUAUUUGGCUUGAAAAUUUUCUCGCGCUUUCUUUCUGAUUAUCGGAAGGCGAAGGAAAGGAUAUUGAUCAGAAUCGGAUAGGAGAAUGCUGAGGAUCUGGAAUGGAACAAGAUAACCAGGGGGAGACAUAGUAUAGAGAGAUUCAAGGAAAACUGGAAGCUCUGUCGAAGAUUCUACUGGAUUUGUUUAACUUUGCAGCUGAUUUAUGAGGAUUGGUCUCCUUUCAUUGAAUUUCAGAGGAGAAAGGUCAUAAUCUUCGAGUUUACAGAUACAUUUCCGAGAGAUUUGUUACGGCUUGGAAGAUCGGAGACUGUUGUGUUUUACGCAUUUCUUAUAUCCCGAGAACUGAAACAAGAACCUGUUGGUGUGGUUCACGGUGUUCGCGGCCGAGAAAUCUGACUUUUAUAGGUGUAUAAAGAUGGAUAGGGACUCUUUGAGGAACAACAAUGGAUUGUUAUUGAGAGCAAGUGCCGUUACCACCAAACAAACCAGGUCCUCCGAUUUCGUGCUUCAGUGGGGAAACCGAAAGCGGCUCAGGUGCUCCAAGAUCCAAGCCAGAUACGAUUCCACGGCUCCGGUACAGAGUGCCACUGUCCGGAUCGAUCGCCGGGUCAUAAGAUCCGACAAGGGCUCCUCAAAUCACCACAAUAUUGCAUUCAAUCACAAAAGAGAUGUGUACUUAAAUCUCCGGCAACGGCCAGUCUCGCCGCAGGCACCACCGCCUCCACGUGUUCUGAGGAACUCUGAGAAUUCCAGUGCCAUGAGAGGCCACAGCAACGGCGGUUUGAGGGGGCUUGCUUCACCGGAUAGGGGAACACACGAGAGAAAAGGAGCUAAUAAUAACCACCACAACAAUAACAUCAACCACCGUCACAACAACGUCAAUAAUCAGGAGAAUAACAAGUCAGCUGGGUCUUCGGAGACAGCACAUGAUAGCAAGAAGGGAGGGUCAUCUUCAGGGAGCGGCGAGGCUGCUGCACCACCAGCGUGGCCACCUAAGUUAUUGAUUGCUUUGACUAACAAAGAGAAAGAAGAAGAUUUCAUUGCCUUUAAGGGAUCUAAGCUUCCCCAAAGACCCAAGAAGAGAGCCAAGUUUAUUCAACGCUCCCUCAAUGAGGGCACUGUUUUGGUUAGUGGUUCACCGUUUAUUCGGUGUCUAUUUCGCCUUUUUCUUACCGGGAAAGCAAAGAAAGCGCAUAAAGGGGCAAUAACCAAGAGAUGGGUGUACACGUGUCAGUUGCAGCAUGGAUGUGUACCGACUGGUGACCUAAAAGUUUGUUGGAAGUCUGUGAACAAGUCCACCACUAGUUGUCGCAGGGGAUUGGGGGAAUAGUAGUACACAUGUUUCGACUUUUGGGCCAAACAAAGCGAAUGUAUAGAGGGGUAAAUUUGGUAGGAAAUUGUUUAAGGGGGACACAUUAGUAAUUAUAUGUGUCAAUCAAAGUCUUCAAUUCUUUACCAACGAUGUUUAUAAAUUAUAAUUGCCCGUUGGGAGUCUUGAUGAUGAUGCACUUGUGGCAUCGGAUUGGGGUACAUAUGUGGCCCUGUUGUCCACGUGUACGGUUUAACAUUGUAGAUUUUUUGUCCUCCUUGAGGUGUAGAUGUUAACAGAAGAAUGGCCGACAAUAGGCGGCGAUGGAGGGGUUUGUGGUCCCAUUAUAAACGGUCAUCUUGUGAUGAUAGUUAAA